AGGUAACCUUAUCAAAAAGAUCCAAGCUAAUUUCACAACACCGUUUUCUUCCUGCAAUUGCUUCCAUGGACUCAUUGAUUUUUCAUUGAACUCGUGGUGUUUCAUAGAGAAUUACCACUGCAUCUUCCCAGUAUGCCUGCCGAUAUUAGAAGCUUCUUUGGAGGUAAACCUGGGACCUCUACCUCUACACCUAUUCGAGCAAAGGAGAACAAGAAGGAGGAAGAUUCCAAGAAAAAGAAGAGCAGUGAGUUUUUCAGACAGCUUGGUUUGUUGCAUCAUACUGAUGGGAUCUAGAAAGUCGUAAAAUCAUCGAAGAUAGCGAUGAUGAAGAACCAGUGUAUGAGUUACCAAAAUAAUCUUGCACAGCGUAUACUAAAGUCUCCCAGGACAAAAAAGCCCGAGCCGAAAAGAGCUGUGCCUAAAAAAUCAAUGUAUGAUUUAUCCGGUUUCUUUCUAUUCUGCAUAAUUAACCUAGCGAUUUAGUAAAAAUGAAGAGCCUGAAGGAAAGGAAACAACCGCGGAUGACUUCUUUGCUUCGAGCAGUAAACCCAAGGCCAAACCAGCAAAAUCAACGCCCAUCAAAGCAAAACAGCCACCACCCGAGACGAAUAGCCGAACAUCUGCUCGAAAGAAGGCACCUACGACCUAUCAAGAAAUUAAAGACGAGGACGAGUUCGAUGAGGACGAUGAUAUAUUUGCAGCAGAUGUGAAAAAAGCAGGCAAACGCAAGGAUGAUGGUUAUGUCGAAGAUGAUAGCGAUGACGAGGUGCUACCAAAACCUAAGAUAGUUGUGUCGAGGUCGAAGCCUGCACCAGCCAAAAAGGACAAAGAUGUUGAAAUGAAGGAUGUGAAUGACGGCGACGCUUUUGUUGUGCCUGAUGACGAUGAGGAUGAUGAUAUGAUGAUAAUUGAAAAGCCCGGAAAGAACGCUGCCGCGAAUGGCAAGAAGCGCAAAUCUGUUGAUUUGGAAUCCGAUGACGAGGAGGAUGUUCUAUCUAAAAAAUCCACCAAAAGCAAAAGCUCAAAGCCACCUCCAGCAAAGAAACCUCGAGCUCCCGCAAAGAAAGCAGCUGCUCCAGAGAGCUCGAGUAUACAAGCAAUCCUUGACAGCAUUCCAACCGUUCGAGCCCCAACCCCUCCACCGAAAGAUGAUAGUGUCAAAUUUAAUUGGCGCGCUGGUGGAGGUGGUAGUUCUGCCGCUCCACCGGCUGCAGGUUGCGCGGAGAUUCCUGAAGGUGCAGAGAAUUGUUUGGUAGGUUUGACAUUCGUUUUCACGGGAGUGCUCAACACAAUUUCAAGAGAUGAGGGAAUUGAGCUCGUCAAGAGGUAUGGGGGUAAAAUCACUGGUGCGCCAAGUAGCAAAACAAGUUAUGUUGUACUUGGAGCCGAUGCUGGCCCGAGUAAACUCAGAAAGAUAAAGGAAUUAAAGAUCAAAAGUGUUGAUGAAGAAGGGCUCUUCGCCAUUAUCAGAGCCAUGCCUCCUAACGGUGGCGAUGGCAAGGCUGCGGAGAAGAAUAACGAGAAGAAGGCAGCUGAACAGAGGAAGAUUCGAGAAGACGCCGAGGAAAUGGACAGAGAGGAGCGAAGAAAAGCUGCAGAAGCGGAGAAGGCGGAGAAGGAGGCUCAAAAGCUUGCUGCAGCAAAAGGAAAAUCUUCUAUACCAGCAGCUCCCCGCAAAGCAGUGGUACCAACUUCAUCACAAUUGUGGACCACCAAGUAUGCGCCAACGCAAAUGAAUCAAAUCUGUGGCAACAAAGGCCAAGUUGAAAAGAUUCAGACUUGGCUUAAGGGUUGGCCAAACGCUCAUAAGUACAAUUUCCAGAAGAGAGGUGCAGAUGGACUCGGAGGCUACAGAGCCAUUAUUAUCCAUGGUCCACCUGGUAUAGGAAAAACGACUGCGGCACAUUUGGCUGCCAAACUUGCUGGUUAUGAUAUUUUGGAGAGAAACGCUAGUGAUGUUAGAAGCAAGAAACUUGUUGAAACUGGGUUGAGUGAAGUACUGAAUAACACCUCGGUUCUGGGUUACUUCGCAGGCGAUGGGAAGAACGUCGAUAAGACUAGGAAGAAGAUAGUCCUUAUCAUGGAUGAAGUCGAUGGUAUGUCAUCUGGUGAUCGAGGUGGUGUGGGAGCUCUCGCGAAAAUCUGCAAAACUACCGAUAUUCCCAUGAUAUUGAUCUGUAACGACCGCAGGCUUCCGAAGAUGAAGCCAUUCGAUUUUGUGACAUUCGAUAUGCCAUUCAAGAGACCUACCGUUGAUAUGGUUCGUUCACGUAUCGCUACUAUCUGUCACCGAGAAGGCAUAAAACUCCCUGUUCAAGUCAUCGAUGCCCUCAUUGAAGGAAGCAAUAAGGAUAUCAGACAAAUUAUUAACAUGAUAUCUACCGUUAAGCUUGAUCAAACAGCCAUGGAUUUCGACCGGGGAAAGGAAAUGUCAAAGGCAUGGGAAAAGCAUGUUGUUCUAAAGCCAUGGGACAUAACCCAUCAACUCCUCGGAGGACACAUGUUUGCUCCCAGUAGUAAAUCUACCUUGAACGAUAAGAUUGAGCUUUACUUCAAUGACCACGAGUUCACACCGCUGAUGAUCCAGGAAAAUUACCUAAACACCAAACCGCAAUUAGCUAAUGGUGCAGAUACACCCAAAGAGCACAGGCUAAAAGUGUUACAACUCGUAGACCAAGCCGCAGAGAGUAUCAGCGAUGGUGAUCUAGUUGAUCGGAUGAUUCACGGAUCCCAACAACAAUGGUCGCUUAUGCCUACGCACGCAGUCUUCAGUACAGUUCGACCAGCAAGCUUUAUAUCUGGUUCAAUGACUGGAAGAACCAACUUUACAUCUUGGCUUGGUAAUAAUAGCAAAUACGGGAAACUCUCUCGUUAUGUGAAGGAAAUUCAAUCGCACAUGCGACUGCGGUCCUCUGGAGAUCGUCAUGAAAUUCGUCAACAAUAUCUACCAGUUCUCUGGGAUAAACUCAUUCGUCGACUCGAAGUUGAGGGCAGGGACUCCGUGGAAGAUGUUAUUGAUCUCAUGGACAGUUAUUUCUUAACUAGGGAGGACUGGGACUAUAUUUUCGAACUCGGUGUUGGAGAACAAGAUAUGGAAGGUGUCAAAUUGGAAACCCAAACAAAAGCCAAUUUCACAAGAUCGUAAGUUCUCUAUUGUCUCUUCUCAAACUCGGGAAUACUAACAAAGCAAAGCUAUAACGGACGCUCCCAUCCCGUUCCAUUCAUGAAAGCAAGCAAUGUCUUCCAACCCACCAAAGUAGCCGCCGUGAAACCAGAUCUGGAAGAAGCAUUCGAGGAAGAAGAUGAAGGUGAUGUAAUUUCGGAACCAGUUGAUGAUGACGAAGAGGCCGAUUUGAAGAAGGAUAAAUAUAUCAAGCAACCUAAGAAGAAGCCAGCCAAAAAGCCAGCAAAGAAGAAGGCGAAGACUAAUGAGGAUGAUGACAUGAUUGAUGAUGAGGAAGAGGAAGAAGAGAUUCCAAAGAAAAAGAAGAAAGCGAGUGCUACUGCGAAGAAGGGGAAGAAAUAAAUGGAUAGCUGGGUGCCAGCCUGGAUUUGAAGAAUAAUUUUUGAUACGUCUUACACCUUAGGGGUUGAUGCGGAGAGCAGAUUAUAUUUGCAAAACAGAUUUUGCUGGUGUAUGAUUAUUGAAUCUGUAUUAUUGUAUUUGGAGGCUGUGAAAGCGAAGAGCGGAUCAUGGAGAAUGGAGAGAUACCAUCCGUUCUGGAGUCCAAAUGGAGAAGAUAUCAUGAUAAGUUUAUUUGUAAGAUUAGCUUCUUGCACAUAUUUAGGUAGUUUUGGGCACUGAUGCCAAAUGAUAUAUGGAAUAGACAAUACGCUGAAUCU
Molecule: messenger RNA, 3843 nt
Organism: Sclerotinia trifoliorum
Lineage: Eukaryota; Fungi; Ascomycota; Leotiomycetes; Helotiales; Sclerotiniaceae
Source: the annotation of a GenBank genome assembly